Drosophila santomea is the source of this 1028-nucleotide messenger RNA. RefSeq lists its product as uncharacterized. Lineage: Eukaryota; Metazoa; Arthropoda; Insecta; Diptera; Drosophilidae. The transcript has a single exon. The record is from RefSeq and is a predicted model, not a curated record. The coding region runs from base 143 to 916 and encodes 257 amino acids.
CCACUACAUUUUUACGUUUCGAGGAAAGCACAACUCCAAAGAAAAAUAUAAAAAAUUUGUUUUGUAUAAUUUGAAAUUUUUGUAAAUCAAUUUGUUUUGUACGGCAGAUGUUAGUAGAUUAGUAAAAUUUUGAGUUUGUGUAAUGGAUAUUAUAAAGAAGACAAAUGCCAUUAGUAAUGAGAAAACAGCACUCGAAACGAAGGACGUAGAAUUACCGCCUCUGAAGCCACCAAAUUGGGACGCAGUGCAGCAGGAGAUCAAUGUGAAGGUGGCGGAGGCCAUGAAGGGCUUCUACAGCGUUCACUCCAAAGCGCUUCACAAGAUGGAGCGGCUGAUACACCAGAAACUGGUGCCCGAACUAACGGGUACUUCGAGCAGCGACCUCAAGGAGAUUGCGGAACUAUUGCGACGCCUGGUUGACCGUGUGGAGAGCGUGGAGCCCGUCAUUAAAAUCAAGCUGGAAGAAGACACCUUGCCGCAGCAACUGGACAAGACGCAACUGCUGCGUCAACUGAAGAAUGGCUUAUCGGUGGUGUCGCGCAGCUUGGAAGAUUCCGGAGCAUCUGGUAGCCUGGAAGCGGCGGCGGCGGCGGCGGCCACUGUGACUACCAUUGUCAUCUACCGCAAUCCUCGCUGCAACGGCAAGUCCAUCAGCGAGAGGAACUUGCUGGUGGCUCGGGCACACAAGUCGCGACCCAAGUCGGAGCCCAGCAGUAGUGCGAAGAGCUCGGAUAGCUACGUGGUCAGAGAACGGAAGCUGACCCAGUGCCAAGUCAAUCUAAUGCUGCUGAAGAAGUCGCUGUUCUCCAUUCACCUCAAUCGCUGCAAGCGCUACUGGCCACCCGUCCAUCAUUCGCGCAGGCAUGCGAAGACCUCAGUCCAUCUGCUAGUGGACACGACUCCUUUUGACGGCUGACCCACUGGAUGGUAGACACAUUUCCUACAAACAGUAGAGCGAUUCUUUCCAGUCGUUUGGAGCUGCAUCACUAGAGUAGAUGGGAAAUAAAUGAAUUGGCUUGCCUGCAGAA